This is a messenger RNA of Westerdykella ornata, 4433 nucleotides long. RefSeq lists its product as uncharacterized. Lineage: Eukaryota; Fungi; Ascomycota; Dothideomycetes; Pleosporales; Sporormiaceae. The coding region runs from base 198 to 4118 and encodes 1306 amino acids. The record is from RefSeq and is a predicted model, not a curated record. The transcript has 2 exons.
UUCAUCUUCACCGCGUCGACAAUUUCAUGUGGGGCGCCGUGCCCUCCCUCUCCCUCGCAGUUUCUUCUUGACGAGAAACUUGGAGUCACUACAACUGAUUCGCCUGAUAUAGACCAACCCGGCGGGCGCUGCGACGGUGGCGUCUUUCGACCUCUCCACCCUGUCCCAGUUGCGAAUGCGCUAGACCCACGAUCAAGAUGCCCGCACAGCGCCCGAGGGCAUCCUUCGAGCCUAUACCCACGGACUUCGACGUAAAGACGUUCGUAGAGACGAGCGACAACUUUCAAUAUGUCGACCGCAUAUCAUAUGAGAUGAUCGAAGCGAAUGGCAUAGAGAAGUUUGAGAAGCUCGUCCUACUUCACGUUGUAGUGGGAGGGAAACCCCUGGUCAUUGAUGGAUUUGAAGAGAUUCUUGAUCCUUGGACUUUUACCCCAGGGUGGUUGCGCGACAACCAUGGCGAGAAAGUGGAAUAUGCGCGCAAUCUCACGGCCAAGGACAACAUGCCGCUCACCAUCAAACACUAUCUAAAUCACAUGGGUCGCCUGACCGAGCAAUUCUUCACAGACCCGGAGGCGUAUAGAGACAAAAAGAGACAGCGAAUAUACUUGAAAGAUAUCGACUGCCCACCAGUUUGGCAGGACAAGUUGAAGGAGCACAUUCCAGCCGGACUCUUUUACCUCAACGAAAGUACGGGCGACAUUGGUGGUCCGGGGGCUUUGGAUGAACCGGGAGGUCGCAAAGGCCGUGGAAUCGGCCGCGCUGGAGAUCUCAUGAGCAGUCUGCCCCCUGAUAUGCGCGCCGAGAACCUCAUGUGCUAUAUCGGUCACGAAGGCACAUACACCCCGGCUCAUCGCGAAAUGUGCGCAUCUCUCGGCCAGAACAUCAUGGUCAAUGCGUCUGGAAAUAUCGGCGAGGACGGGCAGCCGGAACGACCGGGUUCUUCCAUAUGGUUCAUGACUGAGACGAAGGACCGACACCUGGUUUCCGAGUAUUGGCUUUCCGUUCUUGGCCACGACAUUGAGGUAGAGGACCAUUUUGCCCAACUUAUUGCUUGGAAGAAGGCACCGUUUACGACCUACGUCGUGGAGCAGAGGCCAGGAGACUUCAUCCUCAUUCCUCCGCUGGCGCCGCAUCAGGUCUGGAAUCGUGGAACCCGGACGAUGAAAAUCGCAUGGAACCGAACUACGGUCGAGACCCUGGAGUUGGCGCUGUCAGAAGCAUUACCCAACUCUCGCGUUGUGUGUCGGGAUGAGCAGUACAAGAACAAGGCUAUUGUUUAUUAUACUCUACUGAAAUACUCUAAUAUCCUCAAAAUGGCUCGGGCGCAAGUAGAGGCUGGGGGAGACCAAGCAGAUGCGAUUCAGCGGUCAGUCAAGGUUCGACAAGUACAAAGGGACUUUAAGAGGCUUUUCGACCUUUACAAGGAUAUUCUUCUGUCGGAGAUGUUCGCCCCGGAUUCCCGUGAACAUCCGGAAUAUGUCCCUUACGACAGCAACGUCACUUGCUCCUAUUGCAGAUGUAACAUCUUCAACCGCUUCCUUACCUGCAAGACCUGCAAGAACGCCUACUCGAAGGAAAUCGAUGAUCCCUAUGAUGUUUGCAUGGAUUGCUACUGUAUGGGACGAAGCUGCUCCUGCCAGUCCGGUUACACUUGGGUGGAACAGUUCAAAUGGAAAGAUUUGGUCCACAAAUAUGAGGAAUGGCGUGCGCAGAUUAUCGAUAUCGACGGCCGUAUGACUGAAAAGACACCACUCCCUUUGAUGGAAGAGCGUCGUUAUCUCGGCAGGAAGACCUUGGCCCAGGUCUGUCAAGAACAACUGAAACUCCGCCCCUUCGUCGAUCCCAACGCUCCUCCACCGGAAGAGGAUGAGAAGUCCGACGAUGACGAAGUCCAGUUCAACGCCGACGGCACGGUCAGGAGGAUGGGGAAGAAAAAGUCGAAAGCCUGGCUGAACAACCACAGAUCCUGCCAUUUCUGCCUGCACCGUCAUCCCAAAUGGAAAAUGGCUUUCUGCACUAACUGUGAUUUGGCGUACUGUUACGGCACCUUGUUCCGCGCUCACGACAAGAUGCCGCUUUCCAUCAUGGAGAAUCCAAAUUGGAAGUGUCCCCACUGCGAGAGAAAAUGUAAUACUGGGGCUUGCCGCAGAGAUCCUCGACAGCAUCCAUAUAAACCCAAGGGUACAUUGCUCGGCCAUGACACGAAGAAAGUUGCAGAUCCCAGAUCAGUGGAAUGCCUGGUCGACUUCAGCGUGUCCAACCUCAACUGGUUACAAGAGGACGGCGCGCCGAUGCAGCAGCGGCGGCUUGAGGCGGAACAGGCGAAGAUGCAUGAUCCGAUGCUCGAUGAUCGCUUCAUGGACGAGGAGUUUGACUACAGCAACCGCAAUGGCAUUGCUUAUUCACCUGUCCAAGAUCAGCAUGCCGGGGCGAAUGCGAACGAGUUCGGCGACAGGAAUGGUUAUGUCGAUCCAAAUGCUGUGGUUUACCAAGCGGAUACUACAAUGCAAGAAGAUGGCUUCAACAACUCUUACUACCCUGAUCCUGACCAGAACGGCGAGAUUCCUCGGCUGGGAAAGCGAAACCGAGACGAUGGGGAGGGCGAGGCAGAGAGUGGACGACGGAAGAAGAAGAAGAAGCAGGCGAAGAAGGAUGAGACUAACCAGCCGGCUCAACCAAAGAAUGUCUCUGGAAAGGAGUACCAGAAAGAAGUGCAGAAGAGGCUCCUGGAAGAGGCAAGGAGGGAUGACCGUUACAUCACCGUCCUUGCGCGCAUGAAGAACAAGUCCAAGGUCGUCAAGCUCUCGUUGCGCCCUGAGCUCCUAGAAGAAGUCCGCCGUCGACCCGUCCGCCCACAUCCGCAAGCACCGAGACCGGAAGCAGAGCCCCCUGUUGGGGAUGUAGGCUCAAUUCUCGAAUCCGAUGUCCUCCCUGCGCCCAAUGCUGGCAACAAACCCACCGAGAAACCAAAGCUGCCUACGUCUUUCCGCGUCCGCGUCGACGACGAUGAAGCCUACGGAACAAGACGACGGGAUUCCCACGGCAACACCACUUCGAAGCCCGGACGAAGGAACCGCAAAGGGGGUCGCUUUGAAGAACUCACAUUGGAUUCGGACGAUGAGGAAUUUGAGGAGGAGGACAUGGUUGAAUACUCUGGACCCAGCAUGGGCCGACCUCGUGGCGAAGGUCGCAGCUCUGCAUGGCUGGCUCGCAAGCAUCAGGACGACGACGAGGAUCUGCCAUCUGAAUUACCUCCCGAUUUUCGAGACGGCACUGUCAGACGACGAGAACGAGACAGGCAGCGCGAUGCGGAGAGGAGAGAGCGGCGGAAAACAAUGCCGGCGAAGGGGAAGGCGGGCAUUCGGCUGCCAGGGCGACCGUCGAGAAAGAGCACGGGCAAUAUGUCCGACGAAGAUGGGAUUCACGAAGAUGACGAUACUGGCGAUUCUGCGCUUGCUCUUGCGGCGGCGGCGGCGUUGGAGGCGUCAAAGAGGGCUGACGAGGAGGAGAGGAAGAAGAAAGAGGAGGAGGAGAGGGCGAGGCUGGCGGCUGAGAGGGAGGCGGAGGAGAAUUUGAGGGCGAAGAUGGCGCUUUGGGAUGAGGACGGCGAGGGGAUCGAUGGGAUCAUUGAGGGGUUUGCGGCGGACGACGAGCCACUUCAUGAUGAGCGAGCGAAUGGGGAGGGAGAGGAAUCGCUGUUUGUGUCUGCCUCCGAGUCUCCGGAGGCUGUUCGCACGGGUCCUCCGCUGUCUGAGAACUCAAUCUUCUCGCGUCCUGGCAUGGCAGGGAAGAAGAUCAAGAUUGUCUCCUCGACCAAACGCAAUAGCGGUGCCGGACCGUCGGCUACUGCGGCAACCACGGCAUCAACCGCAACCACGAGUACGGCGGCCAAUGUACUUGGUUCGAACCUCGCGUCAAUGAAGGAGCGAGUGACAGUCGAUUUGUCGGAUUUCUCAGACAGUGAUAGCGAGGAUGAGAUCCCUGCCACGGCGGCGGCGGCGGCGACACCGAAGAGGGGACCGGGCAGGCCGCCAGGGAGUGGGAGGGUGGUGCCGAGCAGAGGGGGAGCGGUUGUGGGGAAGAGGGGGAGAGGUAGACCGAGGAAGAGUGUGGGUUGAGGUAAUUCGAUGAUAGGAGGGUUUGGGGUUCAGAAUGGAGGCGGACUGGGGGUGGUGGGGUUGAGGUUCUCUUGCUUUUGGUUUAAUUCUUUACUAUUCAGAGUUUUGCCGGUGGGUGGCUUGGAGAGUCUUAUGUGGUAUGUGGGCUGAUUUGAGAUAUGAGUUUCCAGUAUUGUGGUGUCCUCUAAUGGAUGGAGGAAGUGGUGAGGGUGUGAGGGAGCCUCACAGUGCUUACACAUUCCAUGCGGUUGAAGACCAGCAGAAUUUAUCACUAAAGCUUAUCCUACUCCAACGCUAUCGAAUCACAGAGAGGAC